This is a messenger RNA of Aegilops tauschii subsp. strangulata, 843 nucleotides long. RefSeq lists its product as uncharacterized. NCBI's taxonomy places the organism in Eukaryota, Viridiplantae, Streptophyta, Magnoliopsida, Poales, Poaceae. The record is from RefSeq and is a predicted model, not a curated record.
AUGAGAUCACAAGCUGACCCUUUGUUCUCUGAGUAUCUCUUAAGGAUUGGCAAUGGAACCGAAGAAACGAUAGGUGAUGACUAUGUGCGUCUCCCUGAGGACAUUGUGAUCGGUCAUACUGAUGAUGAAACCACAAUCAAUAGGCUAAUCAAAGAAGUUUUCCCCUCUCUUAGUGCCAAUGCUAAAUCGGGAGAGUACAUGAGCUCGCGUGCUAUUCUUUCCAUGAAGAAUGACUAUGUUGAUGAGCUGAACUCCAAGAUGAUUGACAUGUUUCCUGGCCAAGAGAAGGUAUACCAUAGCUUCGACUCUAUUGAGGAUGACUACUCGUACAAUUACCUGAUUGACUUGGUGAAUUCGCUCACCCCAAAUGGAUUGCCAGCACAUGUGUUGAAAGUGAAGGUCAAUUGCCCCAUCAUUCUGCUACGGAACCUCGACCCUCACAAUGGCCUCUGCAAUGGAACAAGGCUGAUAAUUAGAGCCUUCCAAGAUAAUGCAAUUGAUGCAGAGAUUGUUGGUGGGCAACAUGUUGGGAAGAGGGUCUUUAUACCGAGGAUCCCUUUGUCACCACCGGAGGACAUCUCGCUUUCCUUCAAGCUUAAGAGGAAACAAUUCCCCAUCCGCCUAAGUUUUGCGAUGACCAUUAACAAGGCGCAGGGCCAGACCAUCCCAAAUGUUGGCAUUUAUCUUCCAGAGCCGAUGUUCUCCCAUGGUCAGCUGUAUGUUGCCUUGUCAAGGGGUGUAUCAAGGCGGACGACACAAAUUUUGGCCAAGCCGAACAAACAGAUUGAUAAAUCAAGAAAAAGCACCAAGAAUAUUGUAUAUAGAGAUGUUUUAGAGGGAUGA